Molecule: messenger RNA, 1493 nt
Organism: Phaedon cochleariae (mustard beetle)
Lineage: Eukaryota; Metazoa; Arthropoda; Insecta; Coleoptera; Chrysomelidae
Source: the annotation of a GenBank genome assembly
GCUCGGCUCACUUACUCAUUUAUAUUAAGUAUCUUUCCUUAUACAGAUCACAUAAUAAUAAUUAUAAUCAUAUCAAUUUGUAUAUUAAUAGAAUUAUUCGGUAAAAUGGUUAUCCUUAACGAAUUAGAACUUUCCGAAACGUUUACAAUUAACCGUGAAAGAUCGGAGUUGGCCAGGAAACUGGCGAAUUUGACGAAAAAAAAUGGCUACGAAAUAAUCCAGACGAACGGCCAAAGAGUCUAUGCACCGCCAGCCUCGAGAAAAAUCGACCCCGUCCCCAAAGGGUGUGAAGUCUUUAUCGGAAAGUUGCACAAGAAUACCUUCGAAGACGAAUUAGUGCCUCUUUUUGAAAAAAUCGGCCCUUUGUACAAGUUCCGUUUGAUGCUCGAUUUCAUGGAAAAGACGAGGGGCUACGCCUUCGCAACCUACUUCAACAGCGAAGACGCUUCUAGAGCGGUAAGCGUACUCAACAACUACGAAAUCCGCCCCAACAACUUCAUCGGAGUCUUCAAAUCGGUGGAUAAUUGCCGGCUUUUCAUCGGCAACGUACCAGCCGAUAAGACCAGACGGGAAGUGUUCGACAUGCUCUGCCAUUACACCGAGGGGGUGGUGGACGUCAUCAUGUACCCCCAUUACGACAACCCCAAGCUUAACAGGGGGUUUGUCUUCGUGGAGUUCGAGAACCAUCGAAUGGCGGCCAUGGCUCGCAGGCAGUUCACGCCGGAUAAUCUGAUAUUGUGGGACCAGCCUCUCUACGUGGAUUGGGCGGACCCGGUGCCGGAUAUAGACCCCCAGGUGAUGGCUAAGGUAACUAUUUUAUAUUUGAGAAACCUCCCAAUUCAUUAUUCAACAGAGGAAAUUCAGAAUUGUAUUGUAAAUCUCGUGGGGAACCGAAUUGUGAAGAAAGUCCAUAAGAUUGCCAACUUUGCAUUCAUCCAUUUCGUGAGCCGGCGAUCUGCAGAGUUUGCUAUGGCAAAAUUGAAAAAUUUGAUUAUUGCAAAUUUCCAAGUUGGAGUUGAAUGGGCUAGGCCAAGAAGAUACAGCAAAAAAAAUAGACUGAUUAACCCACCUGAAAAUUUCUGCACUCUCUCUCCUACCUACAGAUCGGUACCGCCGAACAUCAGACGGCUGGUGCACCAGCGCCUCAAGGUUCUGAACGGUACCAUCGAUGGUACCAGCAACCACGAUGGUACCGGCACCUACGAUGGUGCAAGCACGAGUGCCCGCAGGAAUUUGGGGGGCACCGGCAGCUCUGAGGGGGGCGAAUCAGGCCCUAGGGGGGGCGAGUCGCGUUCACCUCAAAAUACAGCAACUCCUAGUUCGAGUGGCUCUUUGUCAAAUGUUGGAUCUUUGAAUAAUUCUUCCCGACAAGAUGAUAGUACUGACAUCUAUCAACAGGUUGAAGAGUAUAGGCACUUCAAAGGCCUGCCAAUUUUUUAUAACUACCGAGUGUUUUAAAAACGGAUGAUUAUUGCAUUUAAUUUUUUAAUAUU